This is a messenger RNA of Histoplasma capsulatum G186AR, 2796 nucleotides long. RefSeq lists its product as uncharacterized. Gene Ontology annotation, cellular component: Golgi membrane; endoplasmic reticulum; Golgi stack. Gene Ontology annotation, biological process: transcytosis; endoplasmic reticulum to Golgi vesicle-mediated transport; vesicle fusion with Golgi apparatus. Lineage: Eukaryota; Fungi; Ascomycota; Eurotiomycetes; Onygenales; Ajellomycetaceae. The transcript has 6 exons. The coding region runs from base 1 to 2796 and encodes 931 amino acids. The record is from RefSeq and is a predicted model, not a curated record.
AUGUUUCGAAUUCUCGAGUCCCAAGUUCCGGCCAGGCAGACGGCGACGGAUACAAUUAAUACUCUGAGCAAUAGGCUACAGAGCGCGACAUUGCUGGAGGACCGCAGAGCAGCCAUUUUGGGUCUUCGGAGUUUUGCUAAGGAAUACCCUGCAUCUGUUUCGUCCGGUGCACUUCGUCCAUUAAUAAACAGUUUGAGAAAAGAUGCAGAAGAUGUUGAUACUAUUAAGGUGGUCUUAGAGACAUUGCUGAUGUUAUUUUCUCCCAAUGAUAAUAGUCCCGAAGCAUCUGAUGAAAUUGCACUUUGGCUUGCCGAUGAGUUUACUCAACGGCAAGACAACAUAACAAUCCUGCUCGAUCUCUUGGACUCCAAGGAAUUCUACUCUCGAUUGUACUCCCUUCAAUUGAUGUCAUAUAUAUCAAGCGCACGCCCAGAGAGAACCCAAGAGUGUAUUUUUACGGCACCAUUAGGGAUAUCACGGCUAGUUAAUGUUCUGAGUGACGCUCGUGAGCCGGUGCGCAAUGAGGCCCUCCUUCUUUUAAUCGCAUUGACGCCAUCAUCUGCGGAACUCCAAAAGCUAGUGGCUUUCGAGAACGCCUUCGAACGUAUUUUUUCCUUAAUAGAAACCGAGGGCUCUUUAACGCAUGGGUCAACGGUUGUUGCAGACUGCUUGUCACUUCUGGGAAAUCUACUUGCGCUCAAUGUUUCCAACCAAUCAUAUUUCCGUGAGACCGGCUGUGUAAAGAAGCUUGGAGCACUCCUUUCUGAGGCAAACAGAGAGCAAGAAAAGGAAGAUGGCGUUCCUGAGUGGGCAUUGGAGCACCGGGAUAAGAACCUUUGGGGACUUUUGGCAAUAGUUCAGUUAUUCCUUGUUAAGGGUGGAAUCAGUACACCCGUCAAUCAAUCGGCAUUCUGGCAGAAUGGGGUUAUGGAGCAGGCUCUUCGUACCGCUUUCAAUACAAGUUUUGAUAUUAAGAUUAGGACGAAGGCUCUAUCUGUGUGCGCAGAUUUAAUACGCGGAAAUUCAAAUUUACAAGAACAGUUUGCGGAUAUAGAUGUCUUAGUUGGACCUACGCUGGCUCAGCCAAACAAAGAACCGCUUACCAACGGGGCAAAUACAAGUACGCACGAGAAGAUCAAUGUGAUCGAGGCACUUCUGGAGUUAACUCUCGAGUCAGAGUCAGCUCAUUUUCUCGAUGCGAGGCUCGCUGCUUGUGAGUGUGUCAAAGCUUUUUUAUCAAACCAUUCUGGAAUUCGACUCCAUUUUCUGCGCAGAGCAAUCGAUGGACAUACCAGUGGAGAAGACCAAAUUGCGAAUAUCUUUACAAUCCUUCUCCAGCCACUAGCUAGCAGAGGGAACGCUGACCCGUAUCAAACCUGGUUGGCCGCCGUUUUACUGUUCCAUUUGGUUUUUGAGGACCCAGAAGCAAAAGCUCUUGCUAUGAAAGUAACGGAAGGAGAUGAGUCGAGUGGUGAGGAGGUUAUUACUUGUGUUCAAGUCAUAGCAGGAAAUCUCAUAACUGGCAUGCAAAGGAAUGACGAUGAACGGAUCUCCGUGGGAUAUUUAAUGCUUCUUUGUGGUUGGCUGUAUGAGGACCUCGACGUUGUUGAUGAUUUCCUUGGUGAGGGAAGCAUUGUUCAGAGGCUUAUUCAGGAAACGAGUCGGAGUACUCCAUCCAAGACAUUGCUCCCAGGCCUUUCAGCUAUUCUGCUUGGAAUCAUCUACGAAUUCUCGACUAAGGACUCUCCAAUACCGCGCCCUAUAUUACAUCGGCUUUUAAUGAACGGGUUGGGAAGGGAACAAUAUAUCGAUAAGAUCACAAAACUUCGCGAGCUGUCGUUAGUCCGAGAUUUCGAAGUUCUCCCACAGUCAUCACAACUUGCCUAUGAUGGACUACCUGAGGUAUACUUCGAUAAAACGUUCAUCGAUUUCCUGAAAGACAACUUCAGCCGCCUGAUCCGUGCUAUUGACCGCGACCCAGGGUUCGAGGUGCCCAUCAUUGCUAAUGGCGUCCAGAAGGGAAUAUCUCGCGAGCUGGUAGAUACCCUUCGAGCCCAAGUGGAAGAUAAGGCGCAAGCGAUUCAAAAGCUCGAAUCAGAUCUACUGACUCUAGAGCGGAAAUUAGAACAGGAGCAACUGGACCAUAGAAAGACGAAAGAUUCAACUACCCUUGAGCUUAACAGAGUAAAGCAUCUCAAUGAAACGCUUCAGAGGAACCAUGAAGAGGAGUUGAGGACGCUCGAGGAACGGAACAAACAGUCUUACAACGACCUACUCCGACAGCACGGAGAACAAUUACGAACCAUAGACUCACAGCUCAAGCAGACAUCCACAGAACAUGAAAAGAACGCUGCAAAGAUACGUAAACGACAUGAGGCUGAAGUAGCGGAUCUGAAAAAGACCAUUCAGAAUCUUGAGGCAAGUCUUGAGAAAGCGGGCAAAGAUCAUAUUCAGGACCUCCAAACUGCUCACGAGGAGUAUUCCUCGAAGCUUUCCUCAUUGGAAGCACGGAAUCAACGGGCUGAAGAUCGCGCUGAGGAAGCUAGCGAACGUGCCGCAAAGGCCGAAGAAAAGCUUAAAACCGCACAGGCCGCGUUAGAAGCAUCCAGGAUCGAGUUAAAAGAGAAGGAAGAAUCUCGGAAAGCUGUACAGGGAGAGCUGGAGGAUCUAUUGAUCGUUUUCAGUGACUUGGAAAUGAAGCGCAACCAGGACAAGAAACGCUUGAAGGACCUCGGCGAAGAGGUCUCCGAAAUGGAAGAAGGCGACGAUGAUGACGAAGACGACGGGGAGGACUAG